Thlaspi arvense is the source of this 384-nucleotide messenger RNA. The record is from the annotation of a GenBank genome assembly. NCBI's taxonomy places the organism in Eukaryota, Viridiplantae, Streptophyta, Magnoliopsida, Brassicales, Brassicaceae.
AUGUCAACUAGUUUGGGAAGGUCUGUGAAGGCACACUUGCAAAAGCUGGCUAUGGAUCGCCAUAGAUUCUCUUUACAAGAAGGUCAAAUUGAUGUUUUGCAGUGGAAAGGUCACUCAGUUGGGGUUGACCAGUGUCGAAUGAAGACGGGAUUCAUUCUUACAGGUGUGGGUGACAAGGUUAUGCGUCUCUGGUCAGCAGAGAGCUACAAAUGCUUGGAUGAAUAUUCCAUCCCAGAUAGUGCUCCCCUAAUUGAUUUUGAUUUUGAUGAGAGCAAGAGAGGGAUGCAUAGUGUAAGAGGUGUAAUCUAUAUUGGUAACGGUCAUUGGGAGGAAGAAUUGCACAUUCCUUUGAACAACUUGAAGGAAUCAAUACAGCUGGACUGA